This is a messenger RNA of Chionomys nivalis (European snow vole), 5413 nucleotides long. It is a transcript of the gene Gclm, whose product is annotated as glutamate-cysteine ligase modifier subunit. The record is from RefSeq and is a predicted model, not a curated record. Gene Ontology annotation, biological process: glutathione biosynthetic process. Gene Ontology annotation, cellular component: glutamate-cysteine ligase complex. The transcript is spliced from 7 exons. Gene Ontology annotation, molecular function: enzyme regulator activity; glutamate-cysteine ligase catalytic subunit binding. Lineage: Eukaryota; Metazoa; Chordata; Mammalia; Rodentia; Cricetidae. Bases 419 to 1243 code for a protein of 274 amino acids.
CACGCCCGCCGCAGGCCGAGGGCCAGUCACCCGCGGGCCUGCGCCCCGCCGGGCCUCCGCGCCCCGCCCCUGGGCCGCCGCGGGACGAGUAACGGUUACGAAGCACUUUCUCGGCUUCGGUUUCUGCUUAGUCAUUGUCUUCCAGGAAACAGCUCCUUCCUGGCGGCGGUGGCCGCCGAAGCCGCAGCGGCCGUCCGCGCCAGCGCCUCCCUCCGGGACCGCCUCUCGGUCGCCGCCCGGCCUCCUCGGGCCCGAGCGCACACACCGGGCUUUGGCCGCGCGGAGUCGGCAGCCUCGCGCUCGCCUCUCGGGCCUGGGACACCGCGCCCUGCGUGGCCGCCGUCUUCCAAGCCCGCCCCCUGCGCGGCUUCGCCGCUCUCCGGUCUCCUCCACAACCCCCUUCAAGGCGGCAGCUGCCAUGGGCACCGACAGCCGCGCGGCCGGGGCGCUGCUGGCGCGGGCCAGCACUCUGCACCUGCAGACGGGGAACCUGCUCAACUGGGGCCGCCUGCGGAAAAAGUGCCCGUCCACGCACAGCGAGGAGCUUCGAGACUGUAUCCAAAAGACCUUGAAUGAGUGGAGUUCCCAAAUCAGCCCCGAUUUGAUCCGGGAGUUUCCAGAUGUCUUGGAAUGCACCGUGUCCCACGCAGUUGAGAAGAUAAACCCUGAUGAAAGAGAAGAAAUGAAAGUGUCUGCAAAGCUGUUCAUUGUAGGAUCAAAUUCUUCAUCAUCAACUAGAAGUGCUGUUGACAUGGCGUGCUCAGUCCUUGGAGUUGCGCAGCUGGACUCUGUCAUCAUUGCUUCGCCUCCCAUUGAAGAUGGAGUGAACCUUUCCUUGGAGCAUCUGCAGCCUUACUGGGAGGAGCUAGAAAACUUAGUACAGAGCAAGAAAAUUGUUGCUAUCGGCACCUCUGAUCUCGACAAAACACAGCUGGAGCAGCUGUACCAGUGGGCACAGGUAAAACCAAAUAGUAAUCAAGUUAAUCUUGCCUCCUGCUGUGUGAUGCCACCAGAUUUGACAGCAUUUGCUAAACAGUUUGACAUACAGCUACUGACUCAUAAUGACCCAAAAGAACUGCUUUCUGAGGCGAGUUUCCAAGAAGCUCUUCAGGAAAGCAUCCCCGACAUCGAAGCCCAGGAGUGGGUGCCAUUGUGGCUGCUGAGAUACUCCGUCAUUGUGAAAAGCAGAGGAAUUAUCAAGUCAAAAGGCUACAUUUUGCAAGCCAAAAGAAGGGGUUCUUAACUACAACUCAAGCUCAAAACUUACUGACCUGUAUUUAUCUCAGACAUAAGAUAAAAAAUUCGUAAGAGAAAAUUGAGAUGUGUAAAAAAUCUAGCUCUUGCCUAUAACAGGUGUCGUUGAGGCAUUAUCUUCAGUUGUCUGGCAGUGUGUUGUCGAGGUUUGAAUACUUCUGCCUUUGCCUCAGCACUCACGGGAACCACUGUAUUGUUUUCAUUAAACUAUUGUUUUCUAACUGAAAUUGUCUAUAAAGAAAGUACUUGCAAUAUAUUUCCUUUAUUUUUAUGAGUAAUAGAAAUCAAGAAAAUUUGUUUUUAGAUAUAUUUUGGCUUGGGCAUCAGGGUGAUAUAUAUAUAUACAUAUUUUUUAUUUCCAAGAUUCAUUAAUUGCUUCUUACUCUAUACUCUAUAACUAAGCAAUUAAAUUACAGUUGUUAAACUAGAUACUGGAAGAUAUUUUUUCCUGUCAUUGGCAAAAUAAUCUAUCUCAGAGUAACUACAGCAGCUGCGAUCGACUAGUAAUGUAAAUAAAAUCCAUUCUCUGGCCCUUGAACGGAAAGUUAAUCCUGUGUGUUCUCACUCACAGCUCAUCUGUGGUUUGACCGUGUGCUCUGUGUCAUGUUCCUUAGACCUGUUAUUUACAAAGGCAAGCCAAAGUGAAUCUGAGAAAGGCUUGAUGCUUUAGCACUAUUGUUGGGGAGUUUAGAAAAAGAACCACUGUCAUCUUCAGAUUCUUUGGGGCUCUUAAUGCAUUCUUGCUGUGUUGCUGCACAUUCAGGAGCGUUCACUAGUUCCAUUGUACUCGGCACUGUGGCCCUGGGGAGACGAUGUGAGUCAGCUAAGUGAAACGUGUUGUCUGUACCUAUUAAUUACUGACGCGGAGAGAAUAAAGCCAGGAAAGACUGAGGGGAGUCAUUCAGUUUAAUUUCAUACUAGUGUAAAAACUGAAAGUUUGCAAAGAAGCCAUGCUGCUUACCUGUAGCACACCAAAGGGUCUUAGGCUACAAAUCUGUGCUUGUUACCCAGUCUUGGUUUUUCUUUAAAAGAGAUCUUGAAUCUCAGUAUUCUUAAAACAUAGGCCUUGUAAAACAUUUUGCUCAGAGAUUUUGAACUUAAAACUAUUGUCUAUGUUAAGUCAACACAGUAGACCUUUAUCCUAAGUAAGUCUUUAUGGUAACUGGAUGACUUUCUCAAUUAGAAUUAUGUGAAACUAGCUGAGUUGCCUGCUAAAACUUACAUAGAAUUCAAACUAAAAGCCUAUAAUCACACUGAUUGUACAUAAUACUAAAUAUACAGGUAACUUAAAUUUGGAAAUGUAUGUGUUUUCAUAUGGCAUAAGUCUCAUUUAUAAUGUUGUAAGCGGAAGUUGCUCUUUUGUUCCCGGCUGCCCAGACCCAAAUAAUCACACAAUUACAACUGUAUUAAUUACAACACUGGUCAAUAGCUUAGGCGUAUUCCUAGAUAGCUCUUAUAUCUUAAAUUAACCCAUUUCUAUUAAUAUGUGUAUUAUCACAAGGCUGUGGCCUAUCACUAAGGUUCUGGCAUCUGUCUCCUUUGGCAGCUACAUGGCAACUCCCUGACUCUGCCUACUCUAUAUCUCUGUUCAUAUUUCCUGCCUGCCUUUACUCUGCUAAGCCAUUGGCCCAACCAGUUUUAUUCAUCAACCAAUAAAAGCAACAUAUAUACAGAAGGACAUCCCACAACAUGUUGUAUUUUAAGUCUGUGCAGUGAGUUGACCGAACUACUCUGAGGGGAACUUGGUAUCACCUUUAUUGUUUUUAAAACCUGGAUUUUUGAAGAGUUUCUUUGACAAUGUGAGAAAACUUUCUUUGCUGAUGUAUCCAGAUGUUAGCCAGAGCUUGUUUGUGGUCUUCUGUUCUACUCCCAACAGGAAAUAAAGCACAAAUUAUGGGUUCACUUUGUGAAGGGAUCAUGUGCAGGAGAAAAUAUUUAUAGAUGGAAUUGUUACAUGAUUCCGGUGUUCUUUUGUACCAGGCUUUUUCUUUUGGUUCACCAGCCACCUCCCAAAUCAUGACCUGGAGACUUACUAUUAGUUUUGAAUGCUCAACCUAGCUUAGGCACAUUUUGGCUAGCUAUUUUAACUUAAAUUAACCUGUUUCUUUUUAUCUACCUUUUUGCCUCGUGGCUUAUUACCUUGCUUCUGUAUAUCUUAUUUUCUCUAUGUCUGACUGGCAUCUGCCUGACUUCGUGUCCUGGCCGUGCCCCUUGUUCUCUCCUCUUUUCAUUCUUCCUCUUGAGCCUAGAUUUCUCCUCCUAUUUAUUCUGUCUCCCUGGAGCCCCGCCUGUCCUUUCUCCUUCCUGGCUAUUAGCCGUUCACCUUUUUAUUAGACCAGUCAGGUGCCUUAUGCAGGCAAGAAACAAAAGCAAUACAUCAAAUAAUUAAACAAAUGCAGCAUAAUCAAAGGAACACACCUUUAUGCAGUUAAAGUAAUAUUCCACAGCAUAAACAUAUGUAACACAUCUUUGCCCAGGUAAAAUAUUCCACAACAUUCAUUUACUCUAAAUCCUUAAGUUAUUGGAUAACCUUUAAAAAUGAGUCUUCUGGGGGCUGAAGAGAUGGCUCAGUGGCUAAGAGCAUUUGCUGCUCUUGCAGAAGAUCCAGGUUCAGGUUCCAGCACCAACAAGGUGACUCACAAACAUCUGUAACCCCAAUUUCAGGAGAUCCAGUGUUCUCUUCUGACCUGGAGGCACCAGUCACACACAUGGUACACACAAAUCUCAAAAUACUCCCCAAAUAGCUGCUAAAAAUGAAAAGCUGUUAUCAGUAGUGUGUACAGAUAUAUUUGAAUGCAGUGACCCAAGGUAGAAAGAUUUUGCAUAUAAUUUCUUAUAAAGUAAACACAAAGAUUUUUACCUAUUACAUUUCCAAAAUCAACAGGUGCCCUUUUCAGCAGCAGUCUUUUACGUGGGGUUUAUUCCAUGAGAUUACCUUAAAUUUCCAUCCAGGAGACUCUAGACACCGAAGGACCAAGGUCUCUUAUAAGUUAGAUUAAUGUGCUAUAUAUUCUAAAGACCUUUUUCGGCUUUUUUGAGACAGUAUCUUUGUAGUCCUGGUUGUCCUGGGGCUUGCUAAAUAGGCCAGGUUGGUCUCAAACUCAAAAGAGAUUUGCCUGCCUCUGCUUCUCCGAAGUGCUGGGACUAAAGGUGUGUGCCACCAUGCCCUGCCCCUGAAGACCAUAUAGAUGCUAGAAUACUGAUACAGUAUCCUUUUAAAGGGACCAGUGAUGGAAUGUGAGUCACAAGUAGCUAAUAGAGUUUCAGUUCUGAAGAAUGAUCAUCUGGACAUGUGAGCUGUAUGCUUUGUUUUUGUUGUGUCAAUGGUGGGACCAUCUUGGACCUAAAGCAUUGAACUAUUUGAAUUUAAACAGCAUGAUUUGAAAAUAAAUUAUUUAAAAAUAUAUAAAUGUAGGAUGAAAACCUAAGUUAUUCUGUAUUGCACAAGCAGUUCAGGUUUUCUGUGAAAACCAUAAAGCUAUUUUGUCUAUUUUGCAUGAAUAGAUCCUACUUUCCUAUGCCAGGACCAAGCAGUAACCAAAAUUAGGAUCUUGCUUUUGAGGGACAAAAGUUGUAAGGCUCAUCUUAAUUAUGUCUAUCUAAGUGUUUCCUCCUAGGUCAUCCGGCAAGUACUCUGAUCUCUGAGAUAUAAGCCCCCAGUCACUGGUGUAUGUGGGCAGCUGGCAGCUCAUCCUUCUGCCAGAUGUGUGGAGAGAGAAUGGUGAAGUUUUUCAAAGAAUUUAAAUCAUUUGUGCAGUCUGUGUUCUUAUACUCAAGCACACCAGCUUUUGAUUCUAAACUUAUUUUUCCAACCCUAAUGUCCAAUGUUCCAAAAUUAAUUACCUCUCUUUUCAUCAGAAAAUUGAUGAAGGAAUAUGUCAGAGUUUGACUUUUCUCAAAAAUAUGUAUCAAUACUUUUAUAGUUUUUGGAUUGAAGGAAACGGAAAAUGGAAAUAACUAUUAUGCACCUGUAGUGUACUAAAGCAAAUAUAAGGCAUUGUUAAAGAUAAUUUUUAUUUUGUUUAUAUUAAUGUGAGUUUUAUGUUUUUUAUUUGAGUUGUUUGAAAAUGGGAACAUCUGAAAACAUCACAUUGAUUUUUGAACCAUUUGAAUUCCAACAGUAUGAUUUGAAAAUAAAUUGUGAAUUACUUGAAAAAGA